AUGGAGCUCCGGGGCCCCGGGGCGCCGCCGCCGCUGCCGGCGCUGCUGCUGCUUCUCGGGGCCAGCCUCCUGCCCGCGAGCAGCCACGUGGAGACCCGGGCCCACGCCGAGGAGCGGCUGCUGAAGAAGCUCUUCUCGGGCUACAACAAGUGGUCUCGGCCUGUGGCGAACAUCUCGGACGUGGUCCUGGUCCGUUUCGGCCUGUCCAUCGCCCAGCUCAUCGACGUGGACGAGAAGAACCAGAUGAUGACGACCAAUGUGUGGGUGAAGCAGGAGUGGCAUGACUACAAGUUGCGCUGGGACCCGGCUGACUACGAGAACGUCACGUCCAUCCGAAUCCCCUCGGAGCUCAUCUGGCGGCCCGAUAUUGUCCUUUACAACAACGCGGACGGGGACUUUGCGGUGACGCACCUGACCAAAGCCCACCUCUUCCACGACGGACGGGUCCAGUGGACACCCCCGGCCAUCUACAAGAGCUCCUGCAGCAUCGACGUCACCUUCUUCCCCUUCGACCAGCAGAACUGCACCAUGAAGUUUGGGUCCUGGACGUAUGACAAGGCCAAGAUCGACCUGGUGAGCAUGCACCGGAGGGUGGACCAGCUGGACUACUGGGAGAGUGGCGAGUGGGUGAUUGUGGACGCUGUGGGCAACUACAACACCAAGAAGUACGAGUGCUGCGCCGAGGUGUACUCUGACAUCACAUACGCCUUCAUCAUCCGGCGGCUGCCGCUCUUCUACACCAUCAACCUCAUCAUCCCCUGCCUGCUCAUCUCCUGCCUCACCGUGCUGGUCUUCUACCUGCCCUCCGAGUGCGGCGAGAAGGUCACGCUGUGCAUCUCCGUGCUGCUCUCGCUCACCGUCUUCCUGCUGCUCAUCACCGAGAUCAUCCCCUCCACCUCGCUGGUCAUCCCGCUCAUCGGCGAGUACCUGCUCUUCACCAUGGUCUUCGUCACGCUCUCCAUCAUCAUCACGGUGUUUGUGCUCAACGUGCACCACCGCUCGCCGCGCACGCACACUAUGCCUGCCUGGGUGCGCAGGGUCUUCCUGGACAUUGUGCCUCGCCUGCUCUUCAUGAAGCGGCCAUCUGUGGUCAAGGACAACUGUCGACGGCUCAUUGAGUCCAUGCACAAGAUGGCCAAUGCCCCACGCUUCUGGCCUGAGCCCGAGGGCCAGCCCGGCCUCCUGAGCAGGGACCCAUCACCCACCGCCUCCUUCUGUGUCUCGUUGGGGGAGCCAGUCAAGCCACCCUCGGAGCAGACCCCCACUCUCAACCCCCCAGAGGCCAAGAAGGCCAGUGCCAGCCCCACAUCUGGCCCUGACCACCUGCCCAGCAGUGCCCAGACUUCGAGGCUGGCCAAGGCCAGGUCCUUCAGCGUCCAGCACGUGCCCAGCCCCAGCAGGGUGGAGGAAGGCAGCGUCCGGUGUCGAUCUCGCAGUGUCCAGUACUGCAUCUCCCAAGAUGAUGGCUGCAGCCAGGCCAAUGGCCAGGUGGCCAGCUCCCCGGUGUCCACUCACUCCGCUGAGCCUGCGCCUCUCGAUCAGCCCUCCCCCUGCAAAUGCAAGUGCAAGAAAGAGCCAGCCGCUUCCUCCCCUGACGCCACGCUCAUGGCCCUUAGCACCAAGGUGCCAUGCCGCCGUCUGCCACUGUCGCCGGCCCUGACCCAGGCUGUGGAGGGCGUCCAGUACAUUGCAGACCACCUGAAGGCGGAGGACACGGACUUCUCGGUGAAGGAGGACUGGAAGUACGUGGCCAUGGUCAUCGACCGAAUCUUCCUCUGGGUAUUCGUCAUGGUCUGCCUGCUGGGCACCAUCGGCCUCUUCCUGCCACCCUGGCUGGCUGGCAUGAUCUAG
Messenger RNA from Orycteropus afer afer, 1851 nucleotides. RefSeq names its product cholinergic receptor nicotinic alpha 4 subunit (gene CHRNA4). Gene Ontology annotation, biological process: chemical synaptic transmission; nervous system process; signal transduction. Bases 1 to 1851 code for a protein of 616 amino acids. The transcript has 6 exons. The record is from RefSeq and is a predicted model, not a curated record. Lineage: Eukaryota; Metazoa; Chordata; Mammalia; Tubulidentata; Orycteropodidae. Gene Ontology annotation, cellular component: postsynaptic membrane; synapse; neuron projection. Gene Ontology annotation, molecular function: acetylcholine-gated monoatomic cation-selective channel activity; transmembrane signaling receptor activity.